This is a messenger RNA of Thyridium curvatum, 1437 nucleotides long. RefSeq lists its product as uncharacterized. The record is from RefSeq and is a predicted model, not a curated record. Lineage: Eukaryota; Fungi; Ascomycota; Sordariomycetes; Thyridiales; Thyridiaceae. The coding region runs from base 1 to 1437 and encodes 478 amino acids. The transcript has 4 exons.
AUGUGUCGGUUUAUGGUGUACAAGGGGAGCGACGAGAUCCUGCUCUCGAAGCUCAUCCUUGAUCCCACACAUUCGAUUCUCAAGCAAUCUUUCGACUCUCGAUUGCGAUUGGACACGCGGCGCGGUCAGAAUAACGCAGAUGGGUUCGGCAUCGGCUUCUAUACCGAUCCAAAGCUCGGCUCGGCACCCUGCCUCUUCACAUCGACCAUUCCGGCAUGGAACUGCACAAACCUCCAGCGUAUCGCUAGCAAGACGGCGUCGAGGCUCAUAUUUGCCCAUGUUCGCGCUACCACCGAGGGCACAUUGAGCGAGGACAAUUGCCACCCUUUCUGUCAUGGCUCCCUCAUGUGGAUGCACAACGGCGGUCUCGGUGGAUGGAAACAGAUCAAGAGGCGCCUGGGCGAGAGACUCGCCGACAAAUGGUACCUGGGCGUCAACGGCGGCACGGACAGCGAGUGGGCCUUUGCACUGUUCCUCGAUACCCUCGAGCGCAUGGGUUACGACCCCAGCUCGCAACCCGAGAAGGGCUUUGGCCCCACCGUGUUGCGCAGGGCCGUGCUUCGGACGAUCCAGCUGAUCAACGAGCUGAUCGAUCAGAUCCCUGAGAGCAUCCUCCAUUCUGAGAACGUCGAUACCCGGAGUCUGCUGAACUUUGCCGUGACAGACGGCCACACGACCAUCUGCACGCGCUAUAUCAACAGUGCCACAGACGAAGCCGCGAGCUUGUACUACUCAACAGGCACUCAAUGGGAACGGGAGCCAGUAUCUGGGAACGAUUAUCAGAUGGAGCGCAGGGAUAAAGGUGCCGAUGUGGUUCUCGUGGCCAGUGAACCACUGACGUUCGAACGAGAGAAUUGGGUUACGGUCCCUACCAACUCCAUCCUCACCAUCCACGGUCAAACCGUCAUGGUUCAUCCCAUCAUGGACCAGUACUACUCCCGGAACCCUUGCCACAUCCGCUCCGCCGCAUUCGUGCAGACUAAGGGUCUCACGGCUAACGAGAAGAUCUCCGCCACUCCUUUGCCCGGCGCUGCCAGUCCGGUGCCAGCGCUGGAAGCAACAGAGAGUGGCCUGAAAAUGUUUCAUCCAAAGAUACCGAUUCACAUGAUGCGCUCCCGCCCGGACUCGGACGGCCCAAAUGGACAACGAACUCUUGUGGUGACAAAUAUUUCAGAGCCGUCAGCGGACAUCCGAACGCUUACCGCGCCACCGCUGAUCCGCCAGACCUCGGCACCAUCACAAGGCAACAUCAAGAAGAAGCGAAUGUCCCUGGGUGGAUUCGAUCAUGUCCAGACCGGCACCGUGUCUGGCAGUAGUACUGCCUCCACUGCCCAACCGGAACCACCCGGGGCAAUGGAACCGGAGGAGCCCCCGCGGAACUUUGGAGAUCCAAACAAGAUUGCACAGUUCUUCCCGGAGCUGACUUUAUCUCCUUGA